AUAUUUAUAUAAGUAUAUUUAUAGUUAUAAAAAAUUCAUACAAUGAGUGAAUGGCCACUUGAAUUUACUUUGCUUAGUAAGUGUUCAAAAAGCAGAGCCAGAGCAUCAAUUGUCAAGCUUCCACAUUUCUCUGUAGAAACACCAGUAUUUAUGCCUGUUGGUACACAAGGAACGAUGAAAGGACUUACCUGCGACCAACUUGUUAAUCUUGAUUGUCAAAUAAUUUUAGCAAAUACUUACCAUUUGGGAAUGAGGCCAGGAGCCGAGCUUCUAUUGAAAGCGGAUAGACUGCAUAACUUUAUGGGAUGGAAUAGAGCUUUGCUUACUGAUAGUGGAGGUUUUCAAAUGGUAUCAUUAAUAGAGUUAUCAGAAGUCAGUGAAGAAGGUGUUAAAUUUAAAUCACCCUAUGAUAAUAAAGACAUUCUGCUUACUCCUGAAAAAUCAAUUGAAAUUCAAAAUGCAAUUGGUGCUGAUAUCAUGAUGCAACUAGAUGAUGUAGUUGAUGUUAAAAUUAAAGGAGACCGUGUAAAAGAAGCCAUGCAUAGAUCCAUUCGUUGGCUUGAUAGAUGUAUAAUGGCAAAUCAGCGCAAACAAUAUCAGAAUUUAUUUCCAAUUAUUCAGGGUGGUUUAGACUUGCAACUGAGAACUGAGUGUAUAAAAGAAAUGGUUAAAAGAAAUAUGCCAGGCUAUGCCAUUGGUGGAUUAAGUGGAGGUGAAGAAAAAGAAGAGUUUUGGAAGGUUGUGCAUCAUUGCACUGGACUAUUGCCAAAAGAUAAACCAAUCUAUGUGAUGGGUAUUGGUUACGCUGUUGAUCUUGUUGUGUGCAGUGCUUUGGGUGCUGAUAUGUUCGAUUGUGUAUACCCAACCAGAACAGCGAGGUUCGGAACAGCUUUGCAUAGGACUGGUCAACUUCAUAUGAAAGCUAAAAAAUUUGCAACAGACUUCACACCAAUAGACGAAAAAUGUUCCUGCAGUACUUGUAAGAUGUAUACUCGCUCAUUUAUUCAUAGCUUGAUCGGCAAAGAGGCUGUUGCUUGUCAUUUAUUAACUGUACAUAAUAUAAGAUAUCAAAUGGACUUAAUGGCUGCAGUGCGGAAAAACAUAAUUAACGACACUUUUGAAUCUUUUGUACAACAAUUUAUGCUCGAAAUGUUUCCCGAGAAAAACUAUCCGACCUGGGUUAUAAAUGCUCUUAGUGCUGUAAACAUUUUUCUAAUCAGUUAAAAGUGGAAAUUCGUUUAUAUAGUUAUAUAAAUUUAAAAAAAAACAUUAAUAUUGAUA
Hydra vulgaris (swiftwater hydra) is the source of this 1281-nucleotide messenger RNA. RefSeq names its product queuine tRNA-ribosyltransferase catalytic subunit 1. Lineage: Eukaryota; Metazoa; Cnidaria; Hydrozoa; Anthoathecata; Hydridae. Gene Ontology annotation, molecular function: tRNA-guanosine(34) queuine transglycosylase activity. Gene Ontology annotation, cellular component: cytosol. The record is from RefSeq and is a predicted model, not a curated record.